This is a messenger RNA of Callorhinus ursinus (northern fur seal), 1494 nucleotides long. Lineage: Eukaryota; Metazoa; Chordata; Mammalia; Carnivora; Otariidae. The record is from RefSeq and is a predicted model, not a curated record.
AUGACAGAGAAAGCCGCCUCGGAGGCCCCCACCUGUGGUCCGGAGGAGACCUCCUCUGAGCUGGCCAAGGCGCCCACCACAGAGCCCUCUGCAGAAGCGGCAGCCCUGGAGUCCGCCGGGGAAGAGCGGGCUCCCACGCCACAGGCGCCUGCCCCCACAGCCCCUGCGGCCCCCGCAGCCACUAAACCUGCCCCUGCAAGCGAAGAUGGGCCCAGUGCCCCGCUGCGGCUGGCCUUGGAGGAUGUGAGCGACAGCUCGGUGACCGUGAGCUGGGAGCCACCGGAGAGGCUAGGGAGGCUGGGGCUCCAGGGCUAUGUGCUGGAGCUCUGCAGAGAAGGAGGCUCAGAGUGGGUGCCUGUGAACGCCCGGCCCCUGAUGGUGACCCAGCUGACCAUGCGGAACCUGGCUCUGGGGGACAAGUUCUUCCUGCGUGUGGCUGCAGUGAGCUCUGCAGGGGCUGGCCCACCAGCUGUGCUAGAACAGCCUGUCCACAUCCAGAAGAUCAUCGAGGCCCCCAAGAUCCGAGUCCCCCGCCACCUUCGUCAGACCUACAUCCGCCAGGUGGGAGAGCCAGUCAACCUGCAAAUCCCCUUCCAGGGGAGUCCCAAGCCUCAGGCCUCUUGGACCCAUAACGGCCACGCCCUGGACAGCCAGCGAGUGAACGUGCGCACCGGGGACCAGGACUCCAUCCUCUUCAUCCGCUCGGCCAGGCGCUCUGACUCAGGCUGCUAUGAGCUCACUGUGCGUCUGGAAGGCUUGGAGGCCAAGGCAGCCAUCGACAUCCUGGUGAUUGAGAAACCUGGACCCCCCAGCAGCAUCCGGCUACUGGACGUCUGGGGCUGCAACGCUGCUCUUGAGUGGACACUGCCCCAGGACACAGGCAACACAGAGCUCCUGGGCUACACAGUGCAGAAGGCAGACAAAAAGACAGGGCAAUGGUUCACGGUCCUGGAGCGCUACCACCCAACCACCUGCACCAUCUCUGACCUCAUCGUGGGAAACGCUUACUCCUUUCGGGUCUUCUCGGAGAACCAGUGUGGGCUCAGUGCCUCGGCCGCGACCACCAAGGAGCUAGCCCGCAUCCAGAAGGCAGAUAUUGUUGCCAAACCUAAAGGGUUUGUGGAGCGAGACUUCUCAGAAGCCCCCUCAUUUACCCAGCCCCUGGCUGACCACACCUCCACUCCUGGCUACAGCACUCAGCUCUUCUGCAGUGUCCGAGCAUCGCCCAAGCCCAAGAUCAUCUGGAUGAAAAACAAGAUGAACAUCCAGGGUGACCCCAAAUACCGUGCCCUCUCUGAGCAAGGCAUCUGCACCCUGGAGAUCCGGAAGCCCAGCCCCUUUGAUUCUGGGGUCUACACCUGCAAGGCUGUCAAUGUGCUAGGGGAGGCAUCCGUGGACUGCCGGCUGGAGGUCAAAGGGAAAGGUACGAGGAACGUCCUUCUCCAGGGACCAUCCCUUAAUAGAAGCCACCUCUUCUCCUGCCCGACUAGAUGA